Messenger RNA from Betta splendens (Siamese fighting fish), 1079 nucleotides. It is a transcript of the gene ppifa, whose product is annotated as peptidylprolyl isomerase Fa. The transcript has 6 exons. Gene Ontology annotation, biological process: protein peptidyl-prolyl isomerization; protein folding. NCBI's taxonomy places the organism in Eukaryota, Metazoa, Chordata, Actinopteri, Anabantiformes, Osphronemidae. The coding region runs from base 115 to 687 and encodes 190 amino acids. The record is from RefSeq and is a predicted model, not a curated record. Gene Ontology annotation, molecular function: peptidyl-prolyl cis-trans isomerase activity.
CGCUUCCGUCGGGGCCUGACAGUUCCCACACCGGUCACGUGGGGUCGCUGCCGUGUGACGUCACAUGUAAACAUCAGCAGCGGGCCCCCGUGGCCUGCGGAGCGGAGACGGGCGAUGUCAGCCGUCAAAACCCGCUUGCGGUACAGCUCGGUGGGCAUCGCCGCUGCGAGGCUGCUGUCCUCCGGUCCCGCCAGGAACCCGCUGGUGUUUCUGGACAUCGAGGCCGACAGCGAGCCCCUGGGGAGGAUCGUCAUCGAGCUGAAUGCUGAUGUUGUGCCAAAGACCGCAGAGAACUUCAGGGCGCUGUGCACCGGGGAACACGGCUUCGGGUUCAAGGGGUGCGUGUUCCACAGGAUCGUACCUGAGUUUAUGUGUCAGGGGGGAGAUUUCACUAAACACAACGGCACAGGAGGGAAAUCGAUAUAUGGGAAAACCUUUAAAGAUGAAAAUUUCAAAUUAAAACACACUGGUCCAGGGACACUUUCGAUGGCAAACUCGGGGCCAAACAGCAACGGCUCCCAGUUCUUCAUCUGCACAACUAAAACUGAAUGGCUUGACGGUAAACAUGUGGUGUUUGGGCAGGUGAAGGAAGGUAUGGACGUAGUUACCAAAAUGGAAGCCUUUGGUUUGCAUGAUGGCGGCGUGAUCAAGAAAAUUGUCAUCAGUGACUGUGGAGAGGUCAAGUAACACAUAAGAGCACUUGACUUCUUUUGGGUGACUCACUAUGCAGCCAUUUGGUAUUUACUUUAGCUUUCUUCCUGCAUUCAAGGACGCGCUUUCACAGACAGUUCAGUUUUUCACUACAUAUAACAUUCUCAAAGUUAAAAAGUCUCAUUCACAUUCUAAAUCAUAUAUGAAAGGUUUUUUCUUUAAAAUCUUAUAAAUACUGUAUAUAAUCCUAAAAAUGUAAAGACAGAUAUUUAAACAUGAUCCUUUUUGUCCAAGUAGUUGCAGAUGUUUUUCUAACUUAUACCUUGACCCAUAUGCUUUGUGUAUCAAAUCACCCACUAUGUAAAAUGAUCCUGAUGUGCAAUUAUUCUCCAUUUUUUUGCCAAAUAAACGACGGGUUUUAGGUUUUA